Molecule: messenger RNA, 1676 nt
Organism: Sphaeroforma arctica JP610
Lineage: Eukaryota; Ichthyosporea; Ichthyophonida
Exons: 7
Coding region: 1-1647 (548 amino acids)
Source: RefSeq, a predicted model, not a curated record
AUGGAUCUGAUACACCCAUCUCACCUAUUGUCUUUGUCUUCGUUUAUCCCCCACGCCCGCCCAGGCGAACUCGACGCCCCCGACUGGGGAUGCAGAAGAGAGACGGAGCUACACGGUGGUAACAAUGCGCCCAACACAUCCACAAGUACACACUCACACUCACACCCGGGCCACGAGGUGGGUGUGAGCGCUAGGGAGGGGACUGAUAGGGAUGCGGUUAGUGUGCACCUGACAACACCUGAACGACUGGACAGAGCUCAGAUACAGCAGGCGCAGCCAUUGCUACAGCAGCAACUGGCCGAAUCAGAGUCAAAGACAGAAAUUAAGCCAACCAGUGCAUCUGAUGAUGAAGAAAUGAGACAGAUUGAAGUGGAGCAGGCCUUGCUGCAAGUCAUGGACAACGCCAGUCCAUCGAUCACAGCCCAGAUGAGUACAAACAACGAUACUGCCACCGCACAACAGCAGCCCGACCCACUCGGAGUUGGUAUCAGCUCCCAACAUACCAGGAAGCUAACUGAUACGAACUCAGCCGAUGAGUUGAAGAGUCUGCGAGAGGCUAUAGACGAACGGGGGUCUUUUAUUCAUCACAAAAGAACUUCCCCACCCACAUCAUCAACACCCCCGCCAAGACUCAUUAGUGCACGGGGCCCUCACAUGGGUGUCCCAAAUGACAGAAACAGGACAGGUGCCACCUCAGCGGUACAGCUACCUGUCAUAGCCGCUAUGGCCUCAGCGGCCGACGGUGACGAUGCGGAGUAUCAAAAGCUGUUACAAAGGCACCGAGCACAGGGUGAUACGGCGGCUUCCAUAUUUGGUACCCGUAGCGACGAGGACAUUCUACCUACUUCAUCUGUCGGUAGUAUCCAACCCCAACCCCAACCCAAACCCAACCCAAACCCAACCGCAACUCUAAGCCCCAAAGUGAUUGGUGGCGGCCCUACAGUGAAUAGGGGACUACCGAAUGCGUCUAGUACCGCCAACCAAGUUUUUACCAAAGAACCCAUGGCCUAUUCGACCGCUGCAGAAGCCAAACAAGGGGCCAAUAAUAUGUCCCAGAACAGCGCACCCGACCCCAGUGAAAACGGACCUAAACGGGUGCUUACGCAUAAAGUUCUUCCCGCGACAGGCGAUAAAGCGGCUGAAGCUGUUUAUAGGCUGCCCAUGGGAUCCCCAGGAAGCAGGAACAAGCUGUCUCCUACUCUCCAAGCGACUCAGCAAAUGCCACAGAUAAAUUCACAGUCCCGUAAGCAUACACUCACAGACACGCCCACACACCACACCGCACACCCACCACCAGGCCAGGGCCAAGCGAACCCGAAAGCCAAAGUGCGACCCACCUGGGAGGCUGACAACAGAGCUACCCACUCUGGGGUAAGACCUACUCAGAUAACCAGAACUAAAGCUGCUACAGGCCGGGGGGCGAGGAUUAUUAGUAAAGUGCUCACACACGCCCGCCUGAGUGCCGCUGGGGGAGCGAAAACGAAGGCUGGACUACAUAUUGGUCCCGCUUUGGAUACCGGUUUAUCCGGUGGUGCUAAUAUGAUUAUUUUAGGAGACGACGAUGCAGAUACGACGACGAAUACAAAUGCGCACGGGCCCAAAACCCAGACCACACCGGACGAUAGUGAAGCAAUAGUAAUCGAUUAAAGCCCAUGAGUUGGCUGUGUAAGACUGGG